CCCGCGUGCACAGUGGACAGCACCUUCUAGAGUCUUAACUCAGUUCUGGAGGACCGGCAUCCCCCGGAUUUGUCCCUGGCGCUGUGGCGGCCCUGCUCCUGGGAUGUGAGAGCCAGGGACCCUCCCGCCUUGCGCCCUGGGGUGCGCGGAGCUCUCGCCGCCGCGCGCGCUGCCCUGAGUCUGAGGACGCGUGUGGAGAAAAGGAUCGUCAGGUUCGGGCAGGUGUAUAGACAGGCUAUGGUGAUAGGAAGAUGUUGGCCAGGAAGAGCAUCAUCCCGGAGGAGUAUGUACUGGCACGCAUCGCCGCGGAGAACCUGCGCAAGCCGCGCAUCCGCGACCGCCUGCCCAAAGCCCGCUUCAUUGCUAAGAGCGGAGCCUGCAACCUGGCGCACAAGAACAUCCGUGAACAGGGUCGCUUCCUGCAGGACAUCUUCACCACCUUGGUAGACCUGAAGUGGCGUCACACGCUGGUCAUCUUCACCAUGUCCUUCCUCUGCAGCUGGCUGCUCUUCGCUAUCAUGUGGUGGCUGGUGGCCUUCGCCCACGGGGACAUCUAUGCUUACAUGGAGAAAAGCGGCAUGGAGAAGAGCGGCCUGGAGUCCACUGUCUGUGUGACCAAUGUCAGAUCAUUCACGUCUGCGUUCCUGUUCUCCAUCGAAGUUCAAGUGACCAUUGGAUUUGGGGGGAGGAUGAUGACGGAGGAGUGCCCUCUGGCCAUCACCGUUUUGAUUCUGCAGAACAUCGUGGGCCUGAUCAUCAACGCGGUCAUGUUGGGCUGCAUCUUCAUGAAAACGGCUCAAGCCCACAGAAGGGCGGAGACUCUGAUUUUCAGCCGCCACGCUGUGAUCGCAGUCCGCAACGGCAAGCUGUGCUUCAUGUUUCGGGUGGGUGACCUGAGGAAGAGCAUGAUCAUUAGUGCCUCGGUGCGCAUCCAGGUAGUCAAGAAAACGACGACGCCAGAAGGGGAGGUGGUCCCGAUUCACCAGCUAGACAUUCCGGUGGACAAUCCCAUUGAGAGCAACAACAUCUUCCUGGUAGCCCCUUUGAUCAUCUGCCACGUGAUUGAUAAGCGCAGCCCCCUGUACGAUAUCUCAGCAACUGACCUUGUUAAUCAGGACCUGGAGGUCAUAGUGAUUCUUGAGGGUGUGGUGGAAACCACCGGCAUCACCACACAAGCAAGGACCUCCUACAUUGCCGAGGAGAUCCAGUGGGGGCACCGCUUCGUGUCCAUUGUGACCGAGGAGGAGGGAGUAUACUCUGUGGACUAUUCUAAAUUUGGAAAUACUGUGAAGGUGGCUGCCCCCAGAUGCAGUGCCCGGGAGCUGGAUGAGAAGCCUUCCAUCCUGAUUCAGACCCUCCAAAAGAGUGAACUAUCACACCAGAAUUCUCUGAGGAAGCGCAACUCCAUGAGGAGAAACAACUCCAUGAGGAGAAGCAACUCCAUCCGAAGGAAUAACUCUUCCCUCAUGGUGCCUAAGGUGCAGUUCAUGACUCCAGAAGGAAACCAGUGCCCAUCGGAAUCAUGACUGCAGGAUGACCCGACACUGUCACCCUGAGUUCUGAUGACUGAAUGUUGGACUGGCCACCAAGACAAGGUUGGAACACAGUAUUCAUAUUUUGAUGCACCGAAAAAUGUUCAUAUUCAAGAAAUAAAGCUUCCUUUAUUAAUAAAUAAUAGCACACAAA
Messenger RNA from Phodopus roborovskii (desert hamster), 1686 nucleotides. RefSeq names its product potassium inwardly rectifying channel subfamily J member 8 (gene Kcnj8). Gene Ontology annotation, biological process: potassium ion import across plasma membrane; regulation of monoatomic ion transmembrane transport. NCBI's taxonomy places the organism in Eukaryota, Metazoa, Chordata, Mammalia, Rodentia, Cricetidae. Gene Ontology annotation, molecular function: ATP-activated inward rectifier potassium channel activity. The transcript is spliced from 3 exons. The record is from RefSeq and is a predicted model, not a curated record. Bases 252 to 1526 code for a protein of 424 amino acids. Gene Ontology annotation, cellular component: plasma membrane.